Molecule: messenger RNA, 2081 nt
Organism: Biomphalaria glabrata
Lineage: Eukaryota; Metazoa; Mollusca; Gastropoda; Planorbidae
Exons: 4
Coding region: 171-1418 (415 amino acids)
Source: RefSeq, a predicted model, not a curated record
AGUAUUUUAUAAAAAGAAAAAAAAAUGUGGCAGGGGGCGUACUAAUUUAUUUUUCGAGUUGCCUGUUUAGAACUAGGAAUGUUAGAUUUAAUUUGCCAACAACCGCGUCGGGUGACAUUAGAGAGAGCCGACCUACUAUUUUUUACGUAUCUGUUGGACUAGUGACCAACAUGGGACAUUGGAGCCAUUGGGCUAGCUACGUCUCGUGUCUAUGUGUUCUUACAGCAGAUUUGUUUGUGCUUCAAGGCCAGUCGUCGGUGAUCAGACAUAGGAGAGAUGGUAGCAAGAGCUUGCAGUUGAUGCUGUCUGACGUACACAACGACAUCUACACCAACAGCAACAAGGAGGAUGGGGAUGGGAACCGCAACAACUUGUUUGACAAAGUUUCACUUCCGGAUCCUGCACCGGCACCUGACCCAGCACCCGCUCCUGACCCGGUGAAAGUACCUGAGCCCGACCCGGUGCAGGCUCCCGAUCCUCCGAAAGUAGACAAGCCUCAAGUAGACACCCCUCAAGCUGAUCCUCCACAGAAGGAAACCCCACAGGUGGACACUCCACAAGUGGACACUCCACAAGUGGACAUACCACAUGUGGACGCCGGCCAAAGCGGCACCAAGAGAGAAGAGGACGGGGAUGGUCAUGGCAACAACGGCGGGAUAGACAGCCCAUCGGCCUCUAAGCCAGAACAAGCGGAACAGCAGAAGCCGCAAGAACAACAGCAGCAACAGCAGCAACAGGAAGAACAGCAGCAGCAACAGCAGCAGCAGGAGGAGCAACAGGCACAGCCUGAGCCAGGUCCGGCCACAGAGCCCCCACCUCCUCCUCCGGACACUCCCGAACCUAUCCCGGCAGACGAGAUCGUCGCCGACCAACAGUCUCAAAAAGCCGACCAGGCAACGGACAAAGAUUCCUCUGAAGAAGUACCUAUAGAGAAUCUGGUCGAUCCUAUAUUUGUACCAUCACCCGACGGGUCGCCUGGUACCGCUGUAGGGGGCGCUCCAGAUCCUUUUGACCUCACCCCUUUCGGAACUGACGGCCCCCCAGUGCCUGCUUACAACGACCCAUUCGAUCCUUUCAUUCAACCCAACCAUCCUCCUCCUCCUCCUCCAGUUCUUCACAUUCCCAUCGACCUCCCUCCGCCUCCACCACCGUCCAACUUUGUCUACCAGCCCCCUCCGCCGCCUCCAAUUGUGUUCGCCCCAGCCGGCCCCGCCCCACGUCAAGAUUUCGUCUUCAUUCCUCCUCCUCCUCCCAAAGGCGAAAACCCCCCUCCCCCUGUCCCAGAGACGCCGGCCCCACCAAAACCCCAAUCUGCAAAUGACCAGAAAGGACUGGUCGCAGAUGUCGCAGCUGAUGCCUUGGACGCGCAGCAAGAUGCCAUUGCCAACGCUAAAGAUGUUGCGGCUAACGCCGGCUAAACGUGCUGACAGCGUUCUUCAAAGAAAGAAAAACAAUAAAGUUCUAACAAGCUGUGAACUAAUGUCGAUACUUUUUCAAAAAUGUCUUUCUGUAUCUCAUCAUUAUCAUUUGCUGUCAUCUUUCUCUUGAAUUCCUUUUUUUUUUUCCCCUUGUUCCGCUGUACUGAGACAAAGGAACCUAAUGACGAAGCAUUGCUUGAAGUAGACAUUCUUUUCUAUUCCUGAUUCUAUGUUUUUAAAUAGCCCAUUCAAAAAGACGGAUGUCAUAUUCGGCGUGGGAAAUGGAUGGUUGCUAGGCAAUGAAGCAGACGACUUGACUUAGGUCAAGAUCGAGAUCAUUUUAUUUUAUCCCGUUACUCUGCACAUGAACGUCGACAAUCAAAGUCUUUCUGUAAAGCAAUUACAUUCACCACGUCUAUUAAAAAAGAGAGGUUAUCUGUUGAUGGAUGCCAUUCACAUCUCGCUCUUCAUUUCAACAUUAAAAUCUCUUUAUUUGUAUACAAUGAGAUGUAGUUUAGAUACCUUUUUUUUAUCCGUAGCAAAGUUGGCAUGUAGCAUUUUUAGUUUCAUUUUUAUCAUAAUUUAUUUUUUGGUUUUGUGAUCAAAUGUUAUUCAGUUUUUGUCUUCGGCCAUUUCGGAAAUAAACUUCUUUUUUUUAGUUAA